Molecule: messenger RNA, 3213 nt
Organism: Photinus pyralis (common eastern firefly)
Lineage: Eukaryota; Metazoa; Arthropoda; Insecta; Coleoptera; Lampyridae
Product: protein FAM91A1
Exons: 16
Coding region: 265-3033 (922 amino acids)
Molecular function (GO): protein binding
Source: RefSeq, a predicted model, not a curated record
UAUGCUUUAUUCAUUGGGUUUAUGCAUAUAUCUAAAUAAACGUUUAUUUAGAUAUAUGGGUUUAUGUCAAUUUAUGUAGCCUCGCAGUCUGGCACACCAUUUAUGUUGCUGUCUAGUGUCUUGGAGUUGGCGGCACUGAAACAUUUCUAAUCUGACAUUCUUGGGUCUUGCAUUUAGGUAUUAAAACCCAAAAAGCAUAUCUUUCGUAAAUUUUAUGCGUUUUAUUUUCAUUUUUGGCAGUUCCGUUUAAGUAUGUAAAACGUAAUGAAUUCCGAAGUCGAAGAGAAUAUUAGAAAAAAUAUACCAUGGACUCAGCUACCUGCACACAUCAAACAACUGCUGGGAAAUUCGCCUAAAGAAUAUGGAAAGACUGUGGUUGCAUUCAGUAUUAAAAACCAACUUCGCUAUCGAGGAAACUUGGUUCGACAAAUACUAAAAGAUGAGAAGAGGUAUUAUGAGAGAGUUAUUGCGUAUAGUCGGGAAAGGCUUAUGCUAUUUCCAUAUCACCUGGCAGAUAUGGUCGUUAAGGGACUUAGAAUAACUCCCUUUAAUUACUACGUUUCUGUGGUUGAACGGUUAAUGCAAGCUGAGAAGAGUUAUGAUACCCUACCUAACUUUACAGCGGCCGAUUGUUUAAGACUGCUCGGAAUAGGAAGAAAUGAAUACAUAGAUAUAAUGAAUCAGUCACGAAGCAACCGAGGGCGAUUAUUUGGUAAACGUAACGUGAAAGGGCUGCUUCCUAAAGUUCCUUGCGAUAUUCACAUCGAACCAUGGUGGAGAGUAGAAAUAGGAAUGGUACUUGAGGAUGAUGUUAAAUUAGUGACUAGUGAAGAAUUAGAAGUGAUUGAUAAAUUAAUUGAUUAUGGUUCGCAUACCGCUGGCGUUCUGAACUUUCAUAUAGUACUCAGCCUAUACAAGAAAGGAUUAGUGUAUCUGGAUGUACCUGUUACAGCUAUGGAUCGAAUUCAAGUUCCACCACUGCAAGGUUUUGUCAUGAAUAGAGUGUUGGGGGAUUAUUUUGAAACAUUAUUGUAUAAAAUAUUUGUUUCAAUUGACGAACAUAUGACAAUAGGUGAAUUAGCCAAUGUUUUGCAAGUAGAAACUGAUUUAGUGAAACACGCCGUAUCUCUGUACAGUAGAUUAAGUUUUGCUCGUAAAUUGGGGGCCGAAACUGAGAAUGACAAAUCUAUUCGUCAUCCUUCAUGGACUACCGUUCCCGCUAUUCGUACACAAAAAAUGGAGAUUACGCCUUUAACGUUAAAUUUAAAUCAAGAAAAUUAUAUUGAUCUCGCUACAGACCUGCAAUCACCCAGAAGUGAAACUCCCGAAAGUCCUUCAAAUAACACACUGCCGAAAAGUGGACAAAGGAUCGCCUUUCUUUUUGAUUCCACUUUAACAGCGUUCCUUAUGAUGGGAAAUCUAUCCCCUGGUCUGAAAAAACAUGCAGUAACAAUGUUCGAGGUUGGAAAAUUAAGUGACGAAAGUUUAGACAGUUUUCUCUCCGAAUUAGAAAAGGUGUCCGUGCUUGAUGCGGAAGGCGAGGGCGAAGCACGGCGAUAUUUUGAUCACGCUGUAAUUUUACGGUCGACGGUAAUGGCAUUGCGAAAGUUACCAAGUGCAGGUCUUGAUUUAGUUCGUCUUGAAAGCCUACAUUCCUUAGAUGAAGCAACUUACACAAGGUUGCUCCAGAAAAAAUAUAAGCUAUUAGUUUCAAUGGCACCACUCAGCAGAGAAGUGCGACCUGUUUCACUACUAUCUCCUCCACAUUUGGGACCACCUGUACCUGAAGUAAAUUCAAUAUGGUUUAAAAUGUUUCUCUAUCAUAUGACUGGAUAUGGACCACCUUCACUACUGCUAGUCAAAGGUACCCAAUUGAAGCAAUUACCUCGAAUGUUUUUGGGUUUUUCAAAGUUCUUGGUAAUGGCUUGGUUACACGAACCCGCCGUUCUUCCUGUAGCAAAUAUCAUGUAUGUAAAUGCGGCUUUACAGUACUCGCCAGUGCUACUGCAAGCGUACGGAGUGCAUCAAUCUGCUCAAGUUCACAUUAAACCAUUCCCGUUUGAAAAAGAUACAAACAUUAUGUGCCAUGGCGAAGGUGUCCACGCAAUUCCGUGGGCUAAACAUCCAGCUGUACAACGAUUGUCUGGUCUUGUGGAUCUAGAACAAAAUUGUGGGUAUCUAACCUUCGUUAAUAUUGGGGUGAGAGAUCUAGGAUGUCCGAACAGGGACCCCAUCGUCCGCCUAGGACGGCAGAAAGUAAACCCUAAUAAUCCUGGGGUGGCAAAAUUGCAUAAAAGCAAUGUAAAAAAAGCAUCAGAACCAACAACGUUCGCAAACGAAAAUUUUAGCUUUACAAAUCGCUCUAACGAAAUAAAUCAAAAUGAAAUUGUAACUGACAACCCGGAAAAGCAACUACAAUCACCCGUCGAGUCUCAUUUCGCGGUUACACCCGUUCAUAGCAGUGAAAGAUCGUCUCCUGCAAAUGGAUUUAUGCACCAAGAUUCGACAGAACUCUUAAAGGAGGAAUUAGAUUUGUUGGAUAAAGAUACGAUUCUUUCUCAAGAGGUCAAAGAAAAACCAUUAAAUCAAAGUAUACAAAGCCUCUACUCGUUUGAGACUCUUUUAAGUCCAACAGAUGAAAAUAUUAGUAUGUUUUCGAGGCAGGGUGAUUCUGACCCACCAAGUAAUAAAGCAACUGAUGAGAAUAGCGUAAAUAAGCCGGUUGAAGAAGAAGCAAAUGGUGAGAUGUGGACUUUGUUGGACUGCCACUUUGGAAUACCGUUAUUUGAUGCAGAUGCCAAUACGAAAAUAUGUGAUGCCAUUGUCUCAGGAGGAUUAUGUCACUCUUCUAGUCUCACACACUUAACCGAAUCUAGUCGAAUGCUGGGAACAUCUUUGUUAGAAUUUAUCUCUCAAUGUCAGUAUUAUCCAGGUGAAAACAUGGGCAUAAUAAAACGUGGCAGGCUCACCCCUCUUCCCAGGCACAAUUUAAUGUUUGACAAUGGCAGAGUUUGUGAAUGGGGUGGAAAAUAAUAGAGAAGACAAGAAUAUUUAUAUUUUCCAUACUUAUAGCUACAGUCAGUAUUUACAAAUUGUUUUAUGUAGGUUAUUUUAAUUUUAAAAUGUUGUUAUAUUUUAAUUAUGUUAAAUAUUGUAUAUAUUGUAUAUUUCAAUGUAGAUAAGUAAGCUAAAAUAGAUGAUUCUUAUACUGAA